This is a messenger RNA of Lutra lutra (Eurasian river otter), 1634 nucleotides long. It is a transcript of the gene TCEA2, whose product is annotated as transcription elongation factor A2. Gene Ontology annotation, molecular function: zinc ion binding; nucleic acid binding. Gene Ontology annotation, biological process: DNA-templated transcription; transcription elongation by RNA polymerase II. The record is from RefSeq and is a predicted model, not a curated record. The coding region runs from base 630 to 1424 and encodes 264 amino acids. Gene Ontology annotation, cellular component: nucleus. The transcript is spliced from 10 exons. NCBI's taxonomy places the organism in Eukaryota, Metazoa, Chordata, Mammalia, Carnivora, Mustelidae.
GCGCGGGCCGCCAGGACCCCGGGACCCCCGUCCCGCCGACCCCCGCCGAGCCUGCCGAGCCCCCUUCAGGGUCGGGGGACCACCCGAGGGGCAGGACGAGACCCCGCCCCAGCAGAGACUCCCGGGACGUGGGGAGACCCCCGUCGGUGGCCGAGACCCCUGCCCUGGGCCAGCCCUGCCCUUCACUCCCGCACCCACGGCAGAGGCCGCAGUUGGGCCUGGACCCGGUCCCGGGAGCCGCGCUCUCUGGACUCAGACCCCAGCUACCAGGCCGAGAGCCCGCAGACCUGAGAUCCGUCUCCCUCCUUGCCCCCUAACUCCAGACUGCCCCCCGCCCCCAGCCCUGCCGGAGCCGGCCAGCGGAAGCAUUCUUGGGUGCCGCCCUCCAGGCCUUGCCGUCGCCCCAGCCUGUGCAGACCUUUCGUCCUGGCUGCCCCGCCCCCCCGUGCCUCCUUCCUUCUCAGCCUGGGCAUCCUCGCAGCUCAUCCCACCCCCGCCCCCAGGACUCUCCGCGGAGCCCCGACCCCGACUCAGAGCCUUCUGUCCCGCCCUAGGCCUCCCACGUCCUUUCUUAGCCUGCAGGAGUUCGGAGUGAGGGAGCCGUGGACCUGCUGCGGGAGCUGAAAGCCAUGCCUGUCACGCUGAGCCUGCUGCAGUCUACACGGGUUGGCAUGUCUGUCAACGCCCUGCGGAAGCAGAGCUCUGAUGAGGAGGUCAUCGCGCUGGCCAAGUCUCUGAUCAAGUCCUGGAAGAAGCUCCUGGACGCCUCCGAUGCCAAAGCCAGGGAGCAGAGGAGGGCUGGGCCUCUCCCCACAUCGUCCUCGAAGGAGGCCCCCGAGGCCAAGGAUCCCAGCCGCAAGAGGCCAGAGCUACCCAGGAUGCCGCCGGCGCCGAGGAUCACCACCUUCCCGCCUGCGCCGGUCACGUGCGACGCAGUGCGCAGCAAGUGCCGGGAGAUGCUGGCCGCGGCCCUGCGGACCGACCAUGACCACAUGGCUGUUGGCGCGGACUGUGAGGGCCUGUCAGCCCAGAUUGAGGAAUGCAUCUUCCGGGACGUGGGAAACACGGACAUGAAGUACAAAAACCGUGUGCGGAGCCGCAUCUCCAACCUCAAGGACGCUAAGAACCCCGACCUGCGGCGGAACGUUCUGUGUGGUGCCAUCACUCCCCAGCAGAUCGCGGUCAUGACGUCGGAGGAGAUGGCCAGUGAUGAGCUGAAGGAAAUCCGGAAGGCGAUGACCAAGGAGGCUAUCCGAGAGCACCAGAUGGCCCGCACGGGGGGCACUCAGACAGACCUGUUCACCUGCGGAAAGUGCAGGAGGAAGAACUGUACCUACACGCAGGUGCAGACGCGCAGCUCUGAUGAGCCCAUGACCACCUUCGUUGUCUGCAAUGAGUGUGGAAAUCGCUGGAAGUUCUGCUGAGCCCUCCUUGAGAUGUGCGUGGAGCCUCAGGCUGUGGCCAGCACAUUGCUGCGGCCUCCCCGUGUUCUCUGUCGACAGACACUGCUUCUUGACAUCUGCCCUGUGCCCACCUGAACUUCCCCAGAGGGCUGCGCACCCUGCUCCCCAACCUUGCCUGUGGUACACCUUUCUUCCUCUUUCCCCCAAAUUAUUAAAUGUUUCUUUUUGCCA